Molecule: messenger RNA, 474 nt
Organism: Striga asiatica
Lineage: Eukaryota; Viridiplantae; Streptophyta; Magnoliopsida; Lamiales; Orobanchaceae
Source: the annotation of a GenBank genome assembly
ACUAGCAGCAACAUUAGAGUGUUCGCAUCCAUCGGCAGAUCCAACAGAACGACUGGCCUCGGAAAAAAGAUCACCGAAAAGAGCUUCAUCUUCAUGACAGACAACAGUUUCGACUUCCGAGAGAGUAGCCUGCAUUGCUUGCAGAAAUUCUUCCAAGCAGUGGACAGCAAGACUUUCACAGCUGCUUUCAGCAUUCGCAAACUCAACACCAGCUCCAAACAGUGUAGGCAGUACAUCAAUGAAAGAAGCAGUCGAUUGCAACAACUGGUUGUCAGAAUCAACAAACGAAUUCUCUUUUGUAAGACAUCCCAUCAGCUUGAAUAUUCGUAUGCAAAGAAGAAUAAGGCGGUGGAUGCAUCUCAAAUGAACAAUAGCCCAGUGCUGAAAAAGAGUACUCAGUUUAUCGACAUUGCGGGGAAAAGAUUGUCUAGACGUAACAGGAUUGACAAUAUCGACUUGUACACAUUCAGCAAU